Molecule: messenger RNA, 3011 nt
Organism: Alosa alosa (allis shad)
Lineage: Eukaryota; Metazoa; Chordata; Actinopteri; Clupeiformes; Clupeidae
Gene: ticam1
Product: toll-like receptor adaptor molecule 1
Exons: 3
Coding region: 297-2354 (685 amino acids)
Biological process (GO): TRIF-dependent toll-like receptor signaling pathway; response to exogenous dsRNA; positive regulation of natural killer cell activation
Molecular function (GO): protein kinase binding
Source: RefSeq, a predicted model, not a curated record
UGCUACAAAACCAUAAAAAGCAGACAUUCUCUGAUAAAAGUCAGAUUAAAACGAUCUUCCGUCUUCCUUUAUUUGGUAUCGGUUUCCGGGUUACCUAACCAAAGUGCUCUCUGAACACUUCCUGGAUAUUCAAAACACGUUCGCCGUCACUUCUUCGAAAACCUAAGUUCGGCAUCAAGGACUUACUGAUCAGCACUGUACAAAUGAUGCAUCUCUACUCUCUCUAAUGUCACUGGGCCAAACAAUAAUGACUGAUCACAUACACGCAUGUACUAGAGGAACCCCACUACAGAGGCAUGGCAGAGCAGGGUGGAGGGAACAGCCAGAGGGAGAGGGCCGCAGUGACAGGGCCAGACCUGCAGGGGGCCUUUGAGGUGAUCUGCCACACCCCUGAAGAGCGGCUGCUGAGUAUCACACUGCAGAUGGGUGGCGAGAAUGGCUCUGCGGAGCAAUUGGUCCAGGCCAUGGCCCUCAUCGCCCUGCGGAGGGAGGCCGACGCUCUGCAGCGGCUACACGCCCUUGGCGGCCACCGCAUCGCCGCUUACCUGGCCGGCCAGGUGAGCGCCAGCCAGGGGCAGCUGGAGGACCUCAGGGUGGACACGUUCGAGCCACCAGAGCCCCGUGUGGACACGCUUCGCGAGCUGGCGCGGAUCUACCGCGUGCUGGUUCAGGAGCGGCUGUGUGAGGCCUCGCUGCGCGAUCAGGCCUACCAGGCUGCCCUGCUGGAGUGCAGGAACAGCAGCAACGACAGCAACAGCAACGACGGGGAAGAGCUGCGCCACACAGGCACUUCCUACCUGAACGACCUCAUAGAGGAAGUCCGAGGUGCCUGUGGCGUGGAGAUGAGCUUGAAGGCCCUGCGGAUUAGCUCGAACAGCCCCCAGCCCCUCGCCACGGUCACCAGCCAGGCGGAGGGCAGCCGUAGCCAUCCCACGUCCCUCACCUCCUCCACCUUCAGCUCGAGCUCUCUGCCCAGCCACCUGGAGAUCAGCGCCACCCCAACACAGCCUUUGGGCGGCGCCAGCCACACACACUCACUGCAGAUCUCCACACAAACACAGGCCGCGCAGCAGAACACACACACACAGGCUAUGCAGGAUACCUCUAUACACACACAGGCAGAGGGCUGUUCAGGCCCAGGGUCUGCAUGUCACACGGGUGCGGAUAACGGCAACGCUGCUGCUGCCCCUGGUCCUGCACCUGCUGCUGCUGCCCCUGGUCCUGCCAUGCUGGACAUGCCCAGCCACCCCCCCACCCAGUGCUCAGGUAGGGGCGGGAUGCAUCAGCUCGUCACGUCCAUCAGCACAUGUGUGGAGACGAGAGGCGUCCAUCUGAGCCCGCCCUCCUCGGACUCUCCCGGCCCGUCCCAGCCCGAGGCUUGCACGCCACGGGCAGCAGGGGAGGACGAGGACGAGGGGGUGGUGUUCUACGCGUUCGUUAUCCUGCACGCCCCAGAGGACGAGGCGGCGGCCGAGGAGCUGCGCAGUAAGCUGGAGAGUGCCACAGAGGGGACCGGGGCCACGUUCUCCCAGGACUUCCACAUCCCGGGCCAACACGCGCUCAGCUGCAUAGACGACGCCAUCAACAACUCGGCCUUCACCAUCUUGCUCCUCACACGCAACUUCACCUCGCGCAUGCAGGAGGUAGUUACCAACUCCGCCCUAAUGAAUGCUAUACAUAACUUCCACAAGUACAACACGGUCAUCCCGCUGCAGCCCCAGAGGAACCCUAUGCCCAACAACGAGGUACCCCUGGUCCUGAGGACCCUAGUCAUGCUCCGCGAGAGCAACCGGAACUUCAGCCACCUCGCCAGGAAGGCCAUCAGCCCGGAGAAGGUGAAACGGCAGAGGCGCGUCUGGGAGCAGGAGCAGGAGGUGUUGCGUCUGCAGGAGCAACGGCGGCGACUCCUGGAGGAGAACCGCAGGCAGCAGGAGAGUAUAUGGCAGCAGCAGGAAAACAUCCGACUGGCCCAGGAGAACUGGGCGAACUACCACAAGCUACACAACCUGAGGAGUCAGAGUCCAACCCAUUCUCCACCUAAUUUUGCUCCUGCUCCAGGCAUGGCAGGGCCCUCUCCUGCCCCACCACCUAACUACCCCUCUUGGCCCCCACAGAUGCCACCUAACUACCCCUCUUGGCCCCCACAGAUGCCACCUAACUACUCCUCUUGGUCCCCACAGAUGAACCCAUAUACCCCUUGGCCCCCCUCACCACAGUCUCCAGCAAACAUUACGAUCCAGAAUGCAUCAUGCAUCAUGAUUGGGAAUGACUCUACUAUGACUAUAGGAGACCCGAGUGUGAUUCAGGAGGAUCUAGAUGAGGACUUACUACAGGAGGAUCUAGAUGAGGACUGACUGCACUGUGAUUCAGGAGGAUCUAAAUGAGGACUUACUACAGGAGGAUCUAGAUGAGGACUGACUGCACUGUGAUUCAGGAGGAUCUAAAUGAGGACUUACUACAGGAGGAUCUGGAUGAGGACUGACUGCACUGUGAUUCAGGGUGAUCUAGAUGAGGACUGACUGCACUGUGAUUCAGGGUGAUCUAGAUGAGGACUGCCUGCAAUGUGAUUCAGGAGGAUCUAGAUGAGGUCUGACUGUAGUGUGAUCUGGAUGAAGGCUGACUGCUGUGUGAUUCAGGGUGAUCUGGAUGAGGUCUGACUGCUGUGUGAUUUAGGGGGAUCUGGAUGAGGUCUGACUGCUGUGUGAUUUAGGGGGAUCUGGAUGAGGACUGACUGCUGUGUGAUUUAGGGGGAUCUGGAUGAGGACUGACUGCUGUGUGAUUUAGGGGGAUCUGGAUGAGGACUGACUGCAGACACAGGCUCAGAGCUCUUCUCAGGACACUGUGCUCUUACGGCAGUAAUGCUGCAGGCAUGCAAGUACAACAGUACUUCAGUACAACUGAAAUGCUACAAGAUGAGUUGAAACUCAAAUUUGUUCUCAAAAUGAUUAUUUCUCUCAAUUUUGUAACUGACUAGUAAUUCUAUGUUCUCUUAAAAUGACAUCAUACCAGUG